Molecule: messenger RNA, 613 nt
Organism: Oppiella nova
Lineage: Eukaryota; Metazoa; Arthropoda; Arachnida; Sarcoptiformes; Oppiidae
Source: the annotation of a GenBank genome assembly
AUUUAGAUUAAUACAAUAAAAAUCAGUUUUUAAUAAAACAGACCCAAUUUGAUUGAAACAUGAAAAUAAUUAUAACUCUUUUGUUAAUCCAAUUCGGAUUUCUAUGUGUUUUCGGACUGGAUUGCAGUGGACAACACGAAUUUGAAUACCAAUACACACCUGUCUGUCCCCUAAACUGUCUGACCCUUCACACCGCCCGGUGCUCGUCGUAUAGAAAUGUGUCGUCGUGUCAGUGCACUGACGGCACAAUCAGGGACACGGCAUCUGGAAAAUGUAUAGCUAUGGACCAGUGCCCGAAACAAACCAAACAACAGCCCAUUGAAUGCAAAGUGAAUGAAAGAUACGCGGAAAGUGUGUCGGCCUGUCCGACCUCAUGUGAACAUCCGGUGGGACCUGUAUGUGGGGCCAUCAUCCAUAAGCCUUCGUGUGUCUGUAUAUCGGGAACAGUUCGCGACAAAGUUAACAAUGUUUGUGUCAAAUUUGAGGAUUGUCCCAAACCAUAAUUGUAGACCUUGGUCAUGAUUUCUGUAAUACUGAAAAUAAAUGAUGUAAUAUCAUAGAAAUGAAUGUGAAAUAAAAGAUUGUCGUUAAUGUAAAUGUGAAUUAUUGGUAG